Messenger RNA from Prorocentrum cordatum, 438 nucleotides. The record is from the annotation of a GenBank genome assembly. Lineage: Eukaryota; Dinophyceae; Prorocentrales; Prorocentraceae.
AUGGUUCUGGCACGCCCCUUCCGUAACCAGCUGGGCCUUAUCUCUGGUUCUUCCAUUCGCGCGCGCCCCUUCAAGAUCUCUGUGGCUCAUCGCGCGGGCGCCUGCCACUCGGCGAUGUCCUCCGAGCAGUUUGCCAAGAGGGGAGCGAUGGACGAGGAGCCGAUCGGCUGCAGCGCUGAGCCCCAGGCCCAGGACUGCGAGUCCACUGCGAUCACCUAUCCCGACACCGACAGCGAGUUCGGCGACUACACCGCCGUCUGCGACACCUGGCGCAACACAGCGCAGACGAGCAGCACGUGCCCCCGCCGGCGGGCGGCGCCGUGGCUCGCGCGCCGGAUGGCCCCCGCGCGCCGCAGGGCUCGGCCCGCGGGCACGGGCCUCAGGGGCUGCCCGCCGCCGCGCUGGGUGCCAAGGUCCGCGGCCGCAAGAAGCGAGUGA